Molecule: messenger RNA, 1092 nt
Organism: Oldenlandia corymbosa var. corymbosa
Lineage: Eukaryota; Viridiplantae; Streptophyta; Magnoliopsida; Gentianales; Rubiaceae
Source: the annotation of a GenBank genome assembly
AUGGAUUUGGGGGAUGUUGCUUCCGCCAAGAAGAAAAGGGUGGUCGUCAUUGGUGGCGGAAUUGCCGGCGCUGUUGCCGCCAAGAACCUUCAAGACCACGCUGACGUUUUCCUCAUUGAUCAGAAGGAAUACUUUGAAAUCACUUGGGCAAGUUUGAGGGCAAGGGUUGAACCAGCCUUUGCAAAAAGAUCUAUUGUAAAUCAUGUAGAAUACCUACCAAAUGCACACGUUAUAACGACCCCAGCAGUUGAUGUCACACCCAAUGAAGUCUUGACUGCAGAAGGCCGGUUGAUUGCCUAUGAUUAUCUUGUUAUUGCCACCGGCCAUGUCGAAGACGGGCCCUCCACCAAGGAUGAUAAGCUUAGUUACUACCAAGAAGAGCAUUCCAAGAUUAGGUCUGCUAACUCAAUCUUGAUAGUUGGUGGGGGGCCAACUGGUGUAGAACUUGCUGCUGAGAUUGCUGUCGACUUUCCGGGUAAAAAGGUGACUCUGGUUCAUCGUGGAUCCAGGCUGCUAGAGUUUAUUGGAGAAAAGGCAAGCCGAAAGGCCCUAGAUUGGUUAGUUUCAAAAAAUGUUGAAGUCGUUCUUGGGCAAUCAGUUGACUUAAAUGGUGUUGUAGAUGGUGUUUAUCAUACUUCUGCUGGAGAAACCAUUAAAGCUGAUUGCCACUUUCUUUGCACGGGCAUCCCAAUUGCUUCUUCCUGGCUGCGAAAUACUCUGUUCUCAGAAAGCUUGGAUGCUAAGGGAAGGUUGAUGGUUGAUUUGAACUUGAGGGUCAAGGGUCAUAAAAAUGUUUUCGCUAUUGGAGAUAUUACUGAUAUUCCUGAAUUAAAACAAGGAUACCUAGCUGAGCAGCACGCGUUUGUGGCUGCCAAGAAUGUGGGGCUGUUAAUAAGUGGUGGAAACGAGAACAGAAUGGAAAAAUAUAAGGCAGCUUCAGGAGUAUUAGCGAUUGUUUCACUGGGGAGAAAAGACGCAGUGGCUCAAUUUUAUUGUGUAACCAUAGUGGGUCGCGUGCCUGGCUUGAUCAAAUCUGGGGAUUUAUUCGUGGGGAAGACUAGAAAGCUAAUAGGUCUUAGCUCUGAUAUUUAG